Neoarius graeffei (lesser salmon catfish) is the source of this 4588-nucleotide messenger RNA. RefSeq names its product galactose-3-O-sulfotransferase 4 (gene gal3st4). Gene Ontology annotation, biological process: glycolipid biosynthetic process. NCBI's taxonomy places the organism in Eukaryota, Metazoa, Chordata, Actinopteri, Siluriformes, Ariidae. Bases 313 to 1752 code for a protein of 479 amino acids. The transcript is spliced from 4 exons. The record is from RefSeq and is a predicted model, not a curated record. Gene Ontology annotation, cellular component: membrane. Gene Ontology annotation, molecular function: galactosylceramide sulfotransferase activity.
CUUAGAUCAAGCUGCUUGAAGCCGUUCCAAAAUACAUCCACUCACUCCCUUCUUCUACCCGAUCUCUCUCUCUCUCUCACACACACACACCGCCAUCAUCUUCAUCUGCUGUUGUUCAAAAUCCGAAACAGUGCGAAUUGAAUGCGGACGCGAGAGAACAGAUACUUCCGCUGUCUUUGGAGCUGGACCAGACUGGUGUCCAUGGAGCGGUCGCAGGGUCUGGUGAUGGUGGUAGCUGGGUGGAUGUGAACCGUUCCUGUCGAUCUUAGCCGACAUGCACCGAGUCUCUGCUGACACCGGCCCGGCUUUAUCAUGCUGUUCAGACUCUUUGCGAGGAGAAUGCGCUGGCUGGGUUGCUAUCGGCUGGGACCCAUGUGGAAAGCGCUCCUGGUGUUUGUGGUCAUCGCCUUUGCAGGCCAACUCCUGGGGGUCCUCUUCAGUAAAAGCUGGGUGCAGCCGGAGCGGCCUCGCUCUCUGUUCUCUCUUUCUGAGAAUGGUCAAGGGCCUCCUCUGGGUUCCUGCAGGCCUCAAACACACAUCAUGUUCCUGAAGACCCACAAGACCGCUAGUAGCACGGUUCUCAACAUGCUCUACCGCUUCGGUGAGGAGCGGGGCCUGCGUUUUGCCCUUCCAAUGGGCUACCAGUUUGGCUAUCCACUCCCCUUCAUAGCCCAGAGGGUCAAAGGGUACAGAGGUCCCCAUGUAAUCGAGUUUGACAUCAUGGGAAACCACAUGCGCUUUUACAAGCCAGAGGUGGAGAAAGUCAUGCCUGCAAAUACUUUCUAUUUCUCCAUUUUACGUGACCCUGUGGCAUUAGCAGAGUCCUCCUAUGCUUAUUACAAAAAUGUUGCCCCUGCCUUCCGACGUUCAAAGGGACUAGGCGACUUUGCAGAUAACCCGAACAAAUACUAUGACCCUCGACUGCGCAACAACCACUAUGCCCGCAACCUGCUGUGGUUUGACUUUGGCCUUGAUCACAAUGCUAACUACUCCUUGGCUCUUGCAAAGCGUGGUGAAGCAGCAAUACGACACAACUUUCAACUUAUCCUUUUGUCUGAGUACUUUGACCAGUCUAUGGUGCUGCUCCGACAUGCUCUCUGCUGGCCUCUGGAUGCUGUUGUGUCCUUUAGUUUGAAUGCCAGACAGCAGAUAUCUAAGAGCAGGUCAGGCUGGGUGGGUAAGGCAGCUGCUCCAGCAUCUUUGCAACUGACAGAAGAGCAGCGCCAGAAGCUGCGUGAGUGGAAUGCCCUUGACUGGCACCUAUACCAAGCCUUUAAUAGCACUUUCUGGGACAAGGUGGAGAAAUUUGGCCAAGCGAGGAUGCACACUGAGGUAACCUUAUUGAGGAGUAGACGUGAGGUUCUGUCCCGCGUGUGUCUGCGCGAUGGAGGCCGGCCGGUUGAAGCUAGCCGCAUUCGGGACAGGGCCAUUCGUCCUUUCCAGAGUGGCCUGGUGAAGAUUUUGGGGUACGAGUUGCAGCCAGGUCUGGACAAUGCCACAAGGCAAGCUUGUCUACGUAUGAUUAGGCCAGAAAUCCAAUACAAGGAUCUGUUGGAUCUUCGACAGUUUCCGCGUGCCCAGCAACUUCCAGGAGCAGCAGUGGCUGCAAAUAGGUUUGCUGUUAAGAAGCGUUUGUCAUCUUAUAGGACUGGACAGCAUGCUGGAGAGUCACUGGAGAGGGAUUGGGAUGGAAGCAUACUGGUCCGUAAUCAAUCCCAAGAACAUGUGGACAUUAAGGGAAAGCUGAGAUAGUGAGUGAAAUAGCCACACUUGUUUUCCUGAUUUAUGGCUUCACUGGGCCUCUACACUGCACUAUUCAGAGCCAGAGUUAGAUCCUAACUUGUAAUGCUUGCUCGGCUUCUGAACCCCUCUUCAUCUUACCCUUUAUAGGUAUCAUGCAUUAUCAUGUGACUAGGAUGUCAGUGUGUAAGAGCACUGUAUUGAGGUAUGCAGUGGUACAAGUACAAUGCAAAUGGCCCCAGUAUACAGCAGGGAGAAUGAUGCAUGCUGAGUGAUGUAUGACGCAGCUCGUUUACAUCAUGGUGCAUGGUGUCCAAUUCUUCUGCUGCUUUACUUGAGCUGUGGUGAUACAAAAGCAUUUUAAAUGCUACGCUUUGUCUCUCACUCCCACAAACACAUUUUGCAUUUCAUUUCAUGAUUCCUCCCACAUGCAGACAAUUUGGCAUUGAGCCAAAUAACACUUUUCAGAUUGACAGUGCUUCUGUGCCUAGUGACAGCGCUGAAAUAGAGCAUAAAGCCAUCAGCUGGGUACAAAUACCACUAAAGCAGAAUCAUAGUUCCCUUACUGUCUGGCACAAAUCUCAGAAAUAAAUGCAAUGAAAAUCACUGACGUUGGUUUGGGGUCAGCAUUUGAUUUAUGAUCAGUACAUCAGAGUAGUAGUCAGCUUUGUAGUGCAGGACUGCAUGAGGAAGACACAGUUUGGAACACUACAGCCCUCCUUCUGCAUUGGUUACCAUAACAGGGCUUGUCAUGGCCAAGGCAUUGUAUCAUGGCACGUAUUAUAUAAGCUAUAUAAAAUGUCUCUAAUUGAUGACACUGAAAUAAUUUAGCAUAAAUUAAAUGUGUUAAAUUGUCUGUUUUUGGUCCAUCAGAUGGAGUAGGCUGUUCUGCUCACUCUAUUCUACCUCUUGACUCCUGUCAGAGGUGUUUUUUUUCCUUUUUAUCUUAUUUAUGUUGCAGUUUUAAUACGUGUCUAAAAUGGUAUUUGUCUUUCCAGAUGAGUUUGGAAUAGAAUCAUUAGUAAAGACUUGGUGUACUUAAACAUUAGUGUAGUAUAACCAAUAAUAUCAGUUCUGCCUUUCAAUGGAGUUGUGUGGGGUUUUAUUUAUAUAUUAUAUAUAUAUUUUAAAUGACAGUGAACCGAUACCACUUAACAGACUUGAUGUAGGUCAAUUUGUGCAUGAUUAUGCUGAGGUUUUCUAGUGAACUUGGAGUGACCGAGAUGAAUACUUUGCAAAAGGUGAAUGUUAACUGAAUACAAGAAAGCUAGAAUGUCUGUAAAAAUAAUCAAAUACAUAUCUUUUGUUCAAAACUAAAAUCCAAAAUUUAGUGACUUUGCCUUACUAUAUGAAACACAUUGGAACAGGGCUUAAUUUAGUGCUUGUUGUAUUCAUGUUGUUUUCCUUCUAAAAACAAAUCUUAACGUAUUUAUAGUUUUCUGAAAAUGCAAGUGUCUCAGUCUUGUGGUAUGUAGAAUGAUGGUAUAUAAAUUUACAAUAUGAAUUUGACAAAUGCACCGUACAGCUUGAUAAAGCUGAACAUAUUAACGGGUCGUUCAGCGUCCAUGUUUAAAUUUAUAAGUUUAUAAUUUAUCAGCUCAAGCAUAAUUAUUAAAGCAGAACACUCCAUGUGUAGUCAUAAUUAUAGUUAGUGAUGUGUAGUGUGUAUUAAAAUACUUUGUGCAUGUUUCUAAAUAGCAUUCACUGACACCAGUGUUUAAUAGGAAUCCAGAUUCAUCUCUGUUAUUGUCACACUAUGUCUUGAUUUUGUAUUUUGCUACUUUUCUAUAACAAAUCCUCUUGACCUGAGGGCAAUAUCUAUAAGGGAAUGCUGGAAUGGGAGAAAAAUCAAAAAAACAUUUUCUAAUAUAAAAUGUUUGUUAUAGAAAUUUUUUUCCCAUAUUCUAAAUUAAUAUUUAGACCUAAUGUUUUGUCAAAGAUGGCAAAUAGUAGGGGGGAUUGAGAGUGUGUGCCAACCUAUACAGACACUUAUGCCAGCAUACUGCAUGAUGGAAAUGAAGCUAAACACCCAAUUAAGACUUCUUGGUCUCAAUCAAAGCUUUGCAUAUUUUAUAUUCACAAAGCUUUUACUGUAUAGGGGCUGCCAUUUGUUGAUUAGUAAAUACAGAAGUCCCUAAGAGACUUGGGGAUUGAAAGAAAGCAAAAUGAUUUGAUUUAGAUGUCUCGCUGAAAUUCUCUCGCUUUUUUUUGAUAAGUCUGUAAGAAGCCUUCAGGUCAGUUUGCCUGCAUGUGGCAUUGGUUUUGUACCGACAUGAUGGCAUUCCAAAAAAAGAGAGAGGGAGAGAAAUGGCACUGUAUACAAAACUGCCUUUAUUACUGGUCUGCUGGUGUUUCCAUUUUUCCGUCUACACCUGUAUUAGAUUGCUGCUCUGUCAUAAUUCAUCUCAAGAGUAGAAAUCUUACAAAGAUGGUACACAUAAGAAAACUUGAAUUUACAUUUACAUCUCUGAUGCUAUUUCAGUUAAAAGGUACACCAAAGAGUUGCCGAUAUUUUUUAAGUUAUGAAAUACAGAACCUGUGACUGUGAAAAUGAAAAUUCUAAGCUAUAAUUGACUUUUUUCCUUCAAAAACUGUUGCUACUGUAUCUGACAAACCAACCCCCUAAGGCACAGGAAGUUAAGAGUCAUUGGAGAUUGGACGCAACUGACACCAAACAAAAACUUAACAGGGAGAUGUCUAAGAAAUAUGAAGCAAGAAAACUUUGCUGACCAAGCAAUCUUUACUCAGUACCAGAAUCUUAUGUCUAUGCUGCAAAUUCAAUGUAAUGCUGACACUCUGUCCUAAUGUUUUACAUGAUAGUAAAUUUACAAUACUGUAAAUAUUCCAU